This is a messenger RNA of Vigna angularis (adzuki bean), 2040 nucleotides long. Its product is annotated as protein trichome birefringence-like 2. The coding region runs from base 366 to 1925 and encodes 519 amino acids. The transcript is spliced from 5 exons. NCBI's taxonomy places the organism in Eukaryota, Viridiplantae, Streptophyta, Magnoliopsida, Fabales, Fabaceae. Gene Ontology annotation, cellular component: Golgi apparatus. The record is from RefSeq and is a predicted model, not a curated record. Gene Ontology annotation, molecular function: O-acetyltransferase activity.
AAUGGUGCAAUGGUCUCCAAAGAACACACAGAAAACCCAAAAUGAGUUGCAUAAUGCACGAUGAUGAUGAGACGCUUCAGAGUUACUAGUAACAGUAAUAGUAACACACUCUCAAACUUGGUUCACUCUUUCAUGUACACACAUUGCACCCUACAAAGGUGCACCCUUUACAGCCCUCUUUCUCUCUGUCAUUGCUCACGUUCACUCUAACUCUCAAACCCUUUUUCCCUCAUCACUGCUUCUUUCAAAACCGCUCUGAUCGGUGAACCACCAAGCACUUUUUUUUAUUGUAGUUCGUGUUGGUGGUGUUGCUCUUUUUGUUCUAUGCCUUGGCUUUGUUUUUGCUUGUUCAUGUUAUCUCCACCAUGGACUCUUCUAAGAGGCUUGCAUUCUCGGAACCCAUUAUGUCUCAGAGGAGAAAGGUGAUUUCAGGGUUCAGUUUAGGCGUUGGAGUUUCUCUUAUUUUUGUUACCGUUAUCUUGCUCAACAACACUUCACUCACUGUUCCCAAGGUUCAACUGUUUCUCCAAGGAUCCGAUUUAAAUUCUUCUUUUUCUUGGCGUUUUCCCUUCUCGGCCCGUUAUUCCAAUGAUUCCGUGAGUUCUCUGCACAGGGCUGAAGUGAAUGUGUGGAGUGAGGGUUCGGAGAAGAAGACCCUUUUGGGGAAUCUCACUGGGGAUCAGAAAAAUGCAAGCUUGCAUGAUGGCCACGAGGAACAUGAAGACUGUUGUUCUUUGAAGAAUGUUACUGUGUCAGGGAAGGAAAAUGGGCGCGUGGGAAAUUCGUCAUGCAGUGGUGAUGAUGCUUUGGGAAAGUGUGAAGAAGGGUUGGUUAAGGCAAGUAAUGACAGUGUUGGUAGUUUGUUUGGGGAGUGUGAUAUCUUUGAUGGGAAAUGGGUGAGGGAUGAAUCGAAACCUUACUAUCCCUUGGGGUCUUGUCCUCUCAUUGAUAGGGAUUUUGAUUGCCAUCUUAACGGGAGGCCUGAUAAUGAGUAUGUGAAGUGGAGAUGGCAGCCGAAUGGGUGUGACAUUCCAAGUUUGAAUGCGACUGAUUUUCUGGAAAAGUUGCGAGGACAGAGGCUGGUUUUUGUGGGGGACUCACUGAACAGGAACAUGUGGGAGUCCAUGGUGUGUAUCUUGCGUCAAAGUGUCAGAGACAAGAAACGUGUUUUUGAAAUUUCAGGAAAAACAGAAUUUAAGAAGAAAGGUGUCUAUGCUUUUAGAUUUGAGGAUUAUAAUUGUUCAGUAGAUUUUGUUAGCUCUCCUUUCAUUGUUCAAGAGUCAACUUUCAAGGGCACAAAUGGAUCCUUUGAGACAUUAAGAUUGGAUUUGAUGGAUCAGACAACUACCACCUAUCAUGAUGCUGACAUCAUAGUCUUCAAUACAGGUCAUUGGUGGACUCACGAGAAAACAUCUAGGGGAGAGGACUAUUAUCAAGAAGGCAACCAUAUAUACCCCAGACUCAAAGUUCUGGAUGCAUAUACAAGGGCAUUGACCACUUGGGCUAGAUGGAUUGACAACAAUAUUGAUGCCAAUCGAACUCAGGUUUUCUUCAGAGGAUACUCGGUCACUCAUUUCAGGGGUGGGCAAUGGAAUUCAGGAGGACAGUGCCACAAAGAAACUGAGCCAAUAUCUGAUGGAAAGCACUUGCGCAAGUAUCCUUCGAAAAUGAGGGCUUUGGAGCGUGUGGUCAUGCCAAAGAUGAAAACUUCCGUGAUAUAUAUGAACAUUAGUAGGCUUACAGAUUACAGAAAAGAUGGGCAUCCCUCUAUAUACAGAAUGGAGUAUAAGACAGCAGAGGAGCUAGCCUCUGCGGAACUUCACCAAGAUUGCAGUCAUUGGUGUUUGCCUGGAGUACCUGAUACUUGGAAUGAAUUACUCUAUGCUUCUCUAUUGAAAUAUGGUAAAGGCCAUUGGAAAAGUUGAGCCAAACUCCUCAAAUUCGUUAUGAUUUCUCAUCCAUUAUACAUAUUCAACACAUGUAUAUUCAUUGACUUGCACAAUUCUCAUAAUGAAAACCACGAAAGCUGUAAAAUUUGUA